CAUUGUAUUGCACACCUCCAAAAAAAACACGGCCUCCGAUUUAUCAAUAUAAAACAGAUCCUCCGAGAGGAGGAGGAGGGCACUGGUGUGUGAUGGCAACUUCACUUCUAGGGGUGAGUCUCGCUCAGGGCUUUCUCUCGCCGCUUUAAUGAGGUUCCCUUUUUAUGGCCGAUCGGAGGGGGGUUCGAGUCGCCCCGGCCAGGCCACGGGCUAUCAGUCUCUAUGGAGAGUUUUUUCCCCCUCCCCCCCCCCUUUCUUCUUUAAAUACAAGGGAGUUUGGAGAAAAGAAAGAGGGGGAGAGGGGGGCAGAGGCAUUUUUGUGAGCGCAGGAAGAGGUUCGGAGGGCACUCAGACCGGCCGCCUCGCCGCGCCCGGCCGCUCCCCGCCCGGGAGACCUGCGCUCCUGCCCAUUUUGCAGGCGACGAUUUCGGGGGUGAAAAGAGAGCAAGUUUUUUUUCCUCCUGGGCAAACGGCAGAUUUUCCUCUCACCCCCUUAAACAAUUCCGCAGUCCUUGUCUUGCAGGAAGAACCGCGGUUGGGAUCCACUCCUCUGGCCAUGCUCGCUGCUACCUGCAAUAAGAUCGGCAGCCCCAGCCCGUCGCCCUCCUCCCUCUCGGACAGCUCCUCUUCCUUCGGCAAGGGCUUCCACCCCUGGAAACGCUCCUCCUCGUCCUCCUCGGGCAGCUGCAAUGUAGUGGGCUCCGGCCUGUCCGGCUUCGGCGGCGUGGCGGGGGCCUCCCGGAGCGGCGGCUCGUCCUCGGCGGCGGCGGCGGCGGCGGCUGCGGCGGCGGCGGCCGCGGCCCUGGUGUCCGACUCGUUCGGCUGCGGCGGCUCUCCGGGCUCCAGCGCCUUCUCCCUCACCUCCAGCAGCGCCGCCGCCGCCGCGGCCGCCGCGGCCGCCGCCUCCGCCUCGCCCUUCGCCAACGACUACGCGGUGUUCCCGGCGCCCGGCGUGUCCGGGGCCGGCGGCGGCGGCGGGGGCGGCGGGGGCGGCGGCGGCGGCUCCUCCUCGGCGCACUCGCAGGACGGCGCCCACCAGCCCGUGUUCAUCUCCAAGGUGCACGCCUCGGUGGACGGGCUGCAGGGCAUCUACCCGCGCGUGGGCAUGGCGCACCCUUACGAGUCGUGGUUCAAGCCCUCGCACCCGGGCCUGGGCGCCGCCGCCGCCGCCGCGGGCGACGUGGGCGCGGCCGGCGCCUCCAGCUGGUGGGACGUGGGCGCGGGCUGGAUCGACGUGCAGAACCCGAGCGGCGCGGCGGCGGCGCUGCCGGGCUCGCUGCACGCGGCCGCCGGGGGGCUCCAGACCUCGCUGCACUCGCCCCUCGGAGGCUACAACUCGGACUACUCGGGCCUCGGCCACUCGGCCUUCAGCAGCGGCGCCUCCUCGCACCUGCUCGGCCCCGCCGCCGGCCAGCACCUCAUGGUGGACGGCUUCAAGCCCGUGCUGCCCGGCUCCUACCCGGACUCGGCCCCGUCGCCGCUGGCCGGCGCGGGGGGCUCCAUGCUGGGCGCGGGGCCGGCGGCGGCGCCGCUGGGGGGCUCCCCGCGCUCCUCCGCGCGCCGCUACUCCGGCCGCGCCACCUGCGACUGCCCCAACUGCCAGGAGGCCGAGCGCCUGGGCCCCGCGGGGGCGAGCCUGCGGCGCAAGGGCCUGCACAGCUGCCACAUCCCCGGCUGCGGCAAGGUGUACGGCAAGACGUCGCACCUGAAGGCGCACCUGCGCUGGCACACGGGCGAGCGGCCCUUCGUGUGCAACUGGCUCUUCUGCGGCAAGCGCUUCACGCGCUCCGACGAGCUGCAGCGGCACCUGCGGACCCACACGGGCGAGAAGCGCUUCGCCUGCCCCGUCUGCAACAAGCGCUUCAUGCGCAGCGACCACCUCAGCAAGCACGUGAAGACGCACAGCGCCGGCGGCUCCGCGGGCUCCGGCAGCGGCGGCAAGAAGGGCAGCGACACCGACAGCGAGCACAGCGCCGCGGGCAGCCCGCCCUGCCACUCCCCGGAGCUGCUGCCGCCCCCCGAGCCCGGCCACCGCAAUGGCCUGGAGUGACCGCGAGCCCCGCGCCUCCUGGCCCUCCUCCCCGUGGCCUCCUCCCGCCCCGGCCGGUCCCCGUCUGUCUGUCCGUCCUGGCCUCCGCUCCUGCCUCUUUC
Messenger RNA from Pipistrellus kuhlii (Kuhl's pipistrelle), 2151 nucleotides. It is a transcript of the gene SP8, whose product is annotated as Sp8 transcription factor. Gene Ontology annotation, biological process: regulation of transcription by RNA polymerase II. The transcript is spliced from 2 exons. The record is from RefSeq and is a predicted model, not a curated record. Bases 149 to 2050 code for a protein of 633 amino acids. NCBI's taxonomy places the organism in Eukaryota, Metazoa, Chordata, Mammalia, Chiroptera, Vespertilionidae. Gene Ontology annotation, molecular function: RNA polymerase II cis-regulatory region sequence-specific DNA binding; DNA-binding transcription factor activity, RNA polymerase II-specific.